This is a messenger RNA of Physella acuta, 2137 nucleotides long. RefSeq lists its product as uncharacterized. The record is from RefSeq and is a predicted model, not a curated record. Lineage: Eukaryota; Metazoa; Mollusca; Gastropoda; Physidae.
AUGUCAGCACCCAGCACAUGUGCUAUAUGUCACCUAUCGGCACCCAGCACAUGUGCUAUAUGUCACCUAUCGGCACCCAGCACAUGUGCUAUAUGUCACCUAUCGGCACCCAGCACAUGUGCUAUAUGUCACCUAUCGGUACCCAGCACAUGUGCUAUAUGUCACCUAUCAGCACCCAGCACAUGUGCUGUAUGUCAGCACCCAGCACAUGUGCUGUAUGUCACCUAUCAGCACCCAGCACAUGUGCUGUAUGUCAGCACCCAGCACAUGUGCUAUAUGUCACCUAUCAGCACCCAGCACAUGUGCUGUAUGUCAUCCACCACUUACCUCCCCAGCGUGGACCUGCCCAGGUACGAGAAAGUUGCUCUCAUCUCAGACAAGCCAAACAACGUUGACCCUCGCGCCCUGACCGACUUCACUAGACGGUACAACCAGCCCUACAAGGACCCCUUCCACAAGAAGUCGGCCACCAGCAGACAGUACAUCACCAGACGACCCGACUCUAAGGACAUCUCGUCCCGGUACCCCACCCUGGCACCCAUUGAGGAAAACAGAAUGAAAAACUUGCAGAUGUCCACAGUGUUUGAGCCUGAAGCGUGGACCAAGAGAUUUGAACAAAAAGAUGGUUUACCUGGCCCACCCCACCAGGCCGUCUCACGUAACGGUCAAGUUAGACGCUCCUACCCUGGCUACUCAUCCAAUGGCUUCUAUCACGCACCCAACUAUAUGACCCCCAGCACAGCGUCCACCAUGUCCUCUGUAUCAGACGAAGAGUUCAGGGCCAGGCUGUUGGCCAUGAUACCCCGGGGAGUUUACCUGCCGGACACGCCCAUCGUCCUCACCCCCACGGACGAGGCUCGGCUCCUCAACAUCUUGAGCCACGAGCUGUACGAAGCUGACGCCGACCAGUUGAAAGAUAUCUACAUCAACAUCUCCAACACCGUGGAUAAACACCUCACAGGAUACUGCCAGUAUCAGGACUUGUUUAGUAUUUUGUCUCGCAUGUCAUUUAAGUUUCCACCAGACCUUCUCCAGCUGGUGGCGGCCAUGUUUGUUUCAGACUACAGGAACCAGAGAGAUGUGAACUACGAGAGGUUCCUCACUUUUGUCGCGGCAGCUCUAAGGAACAGAGACAAAAUCAAACCACCCAGCCCGUCGUCUUCUACCCAACACCACAAUGGCAACACAGCCCAACUAGGCUUACACACCCCGAUUAGACACACACCCGGCAGUCCUUUCUUCGGGGACGGAGGGGAGAUCAAACUUUUGAGAAUGAUUGAAGCUCAGCUCAAUGAAAAUGAGUUUUCCAUCGACUAUGAUAAGCUGAUUGCAUCAUUUCAAGCGUCUGAUAGAAAAAGAACGGGUCUUCUCUCGGCUAAUCUCAUCAAAGAUAUUUGUAUUCAACAUCGGAUCCCUAUACAAGAAUCUCUGAUUGUUCGAUUACUUAAUCGAUGUGAGUACAGUACAAAAAAGGAGCAAUACAGCUGGAUAACGUUGAUACAAUUCCUAGAACGGAUUCAGCCAAGGAGAACAAGGAACAGAAUAAAACAACCUUCUGAGUACAACAAAUCAUCCUCCUCGUCCAAAACCAGCAGAUCAUCAUUCAGUCAAACUACCACUCCACUCUGGAAGAGAGAUCCCCCUUUGUUACCACUGAAAGAGGAAGUACCUGACCCUAACAGGGAGAUAAUUUCACGAAUGGAUCUAGAGUUAAAAAGCCUUGAAAGAAAUUAUGAUAGUUCGCGGUUACCUUUGUCUAUUAAAAAGGAAGAAGUGCCGUGGUUUAAAAGUUUUAUGCAGUUUGCAGAUGCUCUUUACAAACGUGAUGAAAAAUUUGAAGGGCAACUUCCUUACAAAGAAGUGUCAGCAUGGGCCAGAAUGUACAAUGAAACUUAUCAGCUUGGAAUUCCCGAUGAUGUAAUCAACAUGGCUAUGAAUCAGGCGACCAAGAAAGAGAAAGUUGAUAUUCAUUUAUUUUUAUCAAUAUUAGCAAAACCCCAUUAAUCAAAAUUUUAGUAAUUAGUUUAUAUUUACCUUUUAUCAAUAAACUGUGUCAUGGUAGGUGUGAUUAUAAUCUUAAAAAAAAUAUUUUCCCCUACAUUUCAUUUACCUAAUUAUAAAUUCAAUUUUACUUUUC